AUGGUCACGGAAAAUGAUGAACACGUUCUGAUUUAUCCGUUCAUUGACGACAACUCGUCUUCCACUCAUAAUAACUCUACCAGAGCGCACAUCAUUCACCAGAGACGCUUCAAACGGGACGAUCUCGGCGAAGAAGUAAAUUUUGCCGUUGAGGAGCAUACGGUGUGUUUACAUGAGUUAUACCCGAACUCGCUGGACUUAAGUUGGCCUCCCCAGAACUCCUCUCCGUUUAGCCAUGUGGCGACGUUGCCAACAGAAGUUCCUGACCACAUUCGCAAAGCUGACAAUAUCUGCCAUCGCGACGAUGGUCCAGAGAAAGGCGACGGAACAUGAGAAAUUUUGUUUACAGGUAAAGAAAACAUCAAUGACAGUAACGUCGAAUUUGGCCAUGACGAGUCAGUGACGCACGUGCGCAGGUCGACAACGCGGUACGAAUACCUCGCAGCAACGAGAGGAAAGCUGACGGUCGAGACUGCCGUUUUCGUCGACGAUGAACUCUGGCGAUAUUUUCUAAAGCUUUACGGCCGCAAGGCAGAAAGAGAGUUGCUCAACUUUGUUCUAGCAGUUAUUCAUAAU
Molecule: messenger RNA, 576 nt
Organism: Soboliphyme baturini
Lineage: Eukaryota; Metazoa; Nematoda; Enoplea; Dioctophymatida; Soboliphymatidae
Source: the annotation of a GenBank genome assembly